Molecule: messenger RNA, 295 nt
Organism: Acaulospora colombiana
Lineage: Eukaryota; Fungi; Glomeromycota; Glomeromycetes; Diversisporales; Acaulosporaceae
Source: the annotation of a GenBank genome assembly
AUGGCUACGACCUCCAACUUGUCGUUCGACCGCUACAUCGCCAGGUCUCAGUCCAGGUCACGCUCGAGCUCAGCGAACUCGUCUACAUUAUCGCAGUCUUUGCCUCCUCCUCCUCGCGUCAAGAAGCCAUCGUCCCCUGAUCCGUUGGCACCAUCUUCCACGUUUCAGGCAUCAAGAAACCUAAAAAGUAGCUCUCCUGCUCGACAGCCCAACAUAUCCAUGGCGUCUACAGUGUCUCCUCCACCCGACAGGGACCAACCACGCAGACCCAAUCCGUUUGCCGACUUUGGCAGCG